AUGGCAGCGCCAUCCAGGCUUCUGAUCCGCGGGGGUCGCGUGGUCAACGACGACUUCUCGCAGGUGGCCGACGUGCUGGUGGAGGACGGCGUGGUGCGGGCGCUGGGUCGCGACCUGCUGCCCCCUGGGGGGGAGCCCGCCGGGCUGCGGGUCCUCGACGCUGCAGACAAGCUCGUCCUGCCCGGCGGCAUCGACACGCACACUCACAUGCAGUUCCCCUUCAUGGGCACAAGGUCCGUCGACGACUUCCACCAGGGCACCAAGGCUGCCCUGGCAGGAGGCACCACCAUGAUCAUCGAUUUUGCCAUUCCUCAGAAAGGCAGCUCCCUCAUCAAAGCCUUUGAGACCUGGCGAGGCUGGGCUGAUCCCCAAGUCUGCUGCGACUACAGCCUUCACGUGGCAGUGACAUGGUGGAGUGACCAGGUCAAAGAAGAAAUGAAAAUCCUUACUCAAGAGAAAGGUGUGAACUCCUUCAAGAUGUUUAUGGCCUACAAAGAUGUGUACAUGGUGAGCGAUGGCGAGCUGUACGCAGCCUUCUCUCGGUGCAAGGACAUCGGAGCGAUCGCCCAGGUCCAUGCGGAGAACGGAGACCUGAUCGCACAGGAAGCAAAGAAGAUGCUGGCUUUGGGGAUAACAGGCCCCGAGGGCCAUGAGCUGUGCCGCCCAGAAGCGGUGGAGGCCGAGGCCACGCUGAGAGCCGUCACCAUCGCGGGCGCCGUGGGCUGCCCCCUGUACAUCGUGCACGUGAUGAGCAAGUCUGCGGCGAAGGUGAUCGCGGACGCCAGGAGAGACGGGAAGGUGGUCUAUGGAGAACCCAUAGCAGCAAGUCUGGGCACAGAUGGCACUCACUACUGGAAUAAAGACUGGCACCAUGCAGCCCACCAUGUUAUGGGACCACCUUUGAGACCAGACCCUUCAACUCCUGACUACCUCAUGAAUCUAUUGGCUAAUGGUGAUCUAACCACAACAGGGACUGACAACUGCACUUUCAACACCUGCCAGAAAGCUCUUGGGAAGGAUGAUUUUACCAAGAUUCCCAACGGUGUGAAUGGUGUUGAGGACCGGAUGUCAGUGAUAUGGGAAAAAGGCGUGCACAGUGGUAAAAUGGACGAAAACCGAUUUGUGGCAGUUACCAGCACAAAUGCAGCUAAAAUCUUUAAUCUCUAUCCAAGAAAAGGAAGAAUAGCUGUAGGAUCAGAUGCUGACAUUGUGAUUUGGGACCCAAAAGCCACGAGGACGAUCUCAGCGAAAACUCACCAUCAGGCUGUUAACUUCAACAUCUUCGAGGGCAUGGUUUGCCAUGGGGUGCCCCUAGUGACUAUUUCCAGAGGCAAAGUGGUAUAUGAAGCCGGAGUUUUCAAUGUCACAGCAGGAGAUGGGAGGUAUAUUCCUCGCAAACCAUUUGCUGAAUAUAUUUACAAAAGGAUCAAGCAGCGGGACCAGACUUGCACACCUACCCCUGUGAAGCGUGAACCCUAUAAGGGAGAAGUUGUCACACUGAAAUAG
Molossus molossus (Pallas's mastiff bat) is the source of this 1506-nucleotide messenger RNA. RefSeq names its product dihydropyrimidinase (gene DPYS). The transcript has 9 exons. The record is from RefSeq and is a predicted model, not a curated record. Bases 1 to 1506 code for a protein of 501 amino acids. Gene Ontology annotation, molecular function: dihydropyrimidinase activity. Gene Ontology annotation, biological process: pyrimidine nucleobase catabolic process. Gene Ontology annotation, cellular component: cytosol; cytoplasm. Lineage: Eukaryota; Metazoa; Chordata; Mammalia; Chiroptera; Molossidae.